AUGCGGGAGCUGACCCCAGAUCCUGAGCAAGAGCUCCACGAGCCCAACCGCGAGAAGCGCUUGGUGUCGGCAGGUCACUACGUCCAGGUCAAGCCAACACCUUUGCUAAAUCCAUCCCUGGUGGCAUACAGCGCGGAUGUUGCAAGUGAUUUAGGCCUCUCGGAGGCAGACUGCCAGUCGGACGAGUUCCUGCAGUACAUGUCUGGUCGUAUGGAAAAGUUGCCGAAAAUGAGAAGCUGGUGCACACCGUAUACUUUGUCUGUGGCUGGGAAUGAGAUAUCAACUGGCAACAUGUAUGGUGAUGGCCGGGCCAUUUCGGUGGGAGAGGUGGUUAGAGAUGGAAAGCGGUGGGAGCUGCAACUGAAAGGCGCUGGGUGCACCCCUUUCUGUCGGGGAGCGGAUGGCAGAGCUGUGAUAAGAUCCAGCUUGCGCGAGUUCCUUGCAUCAGAGGCUAUGCAUCACCUGAACGUACCAACGACACGCAGCCUUUCCCUGGUCAUGUCUGAGUCAGAGAGUGCUUUGCGUGAAUGGCUAGGUGAGCGCGUGUAUGAGCCUUGUGCAAUCACCUGCCGCGUCUCCACGUCAUUCCUUCGGGUCGGACAUUUGGAGCUCUUUGGCCGCCGCGCGAGGGACAAUUGGGGUGAGUCACCUGAGCGGCAGGAGCUGGAGCAGAUUGUCCACCAUCUUCUCUUGCGAGAGUAUCCGGAAUGCUUGGAAGAUGGUGUGGGCGGAAACUUGCAAACAGCUCUGAGGAAAAUGCUGUUGCCAAUGGCGCGCCGGAUGGCGCAGUUGACGGCAGAAUGGUGGAGGGUAGGAUUCUGUCAAGGAAACUUCCAAUCCGACAACUGCCUCCUGGGAGGAAGGACAUUGGACUACGGUCCUUUUGGCUUCAUGGAAAGCUACAAUCCACAUUGGUGUAGCUGGACAGGUGGCAUUGACAAGUUUAGUUUCGGAAGCCAGCCGAAAGCUGCUUAUCAUAACUUCACUAGCGCUGUUCGAUCCAUCGAGUGUCUGCUGGACUCGGAUGGCCGCAAAGAGGCACAAAAUGCGGUGCGAGCAUUUCCAUCGCUGCUGGCCGAGGCCUUUGCGGAUGUGCGGAUGCAGAAGCUUGGCCUGUCUUUCUGGGAUGAAAGCGGAGCUCAAUUAUGCGAUGGUCUUCUCUUGCUCAUGGAGCAGUCGGGCGCAGAUUGGACCCUGACAUGGCGCUCACUAGCCUCUGUAGCGCAACAUUGGGAGGAGCUGAUGGAAAGUGGUAGCCUCACAGAGCCUCUAAAGAAAUGUUUUUAUGAAAGCCUGAGCCCAGAUCUCGAAAGAGCCUGGUCUGAAUGGGUUUGGGAGUGGCUCACGCGCUUGAGAGAGGAGGGCGAUGACCCAGAUGAGGUCGCAAGUCGUAUGCGGCAAGUGUCUCCAAAAUACAUUCCUCGAAAUUGGAUGCUUGUAGAGGCAUACGAGGCUGCUGAAAGUGGUAGCUUCCAACUUGCCCAAGAUUUGCUCAAGUUAUUGUCCAAUCCUUACGACGAGCACCCGGAGUUCGAGAGUCGAUACUUCUGCCUGGCUCCUCCAGAGGUGAGAAACCGGCCAGGAGUGUACAUAAUGAGCUGA
Molecule: messenger RNA, 1602 nt
Organism: Symbiodinium pilosum
Lineage: Eukaryota; Dinophyceae; Suessiales; Symbiodiniaceae
Source: the annotation of a GenBank genome assembly